Thamnophis sirtalis is the source of this 1577-nucleotide messenger RNA. NCBI's taxonomy places the organism in Eukaryota, Metazoa, Chordata, Lepidosauria, Squamata, Natricidae. The record is from RefSeq and is a predicted model, not a curated record.
AGAUUUCAAGAUUUGCACUUUCUAAUUACUGGUGGUGCUUAACAGUUCAAAAGGCUGUGUCUUCUAUUCUGGCAAAUCUUUUUUUUUUUUUUAAGUAACUUUAGCUUCUGUGUUCAACUCUGCAGAUUUUCUUUUAAAGAACAACAUUUUCGGGGUAAGGAUCCUUGGUGAAUCGAUUUAUGAACUAAAUUAAACUACUCUGGAUCUGAUCCACAAUUGUCGGAAGUUAAUAUCUUGGAUUUUGACAGCACAAAAGACUAUUGAAACAUUGUAAGGACUUGUAUAUUUGACAUAGCAAAGGCGCAUUGGACAAUUGUGAGACCCAUUCCUGAACUUGGUUGGUAUUUUUGGCUGGGAAACGGAUCUCCGCGGGUCUGAAGAAUCACCUAACACUCACCAGCAACCAGGGAAGCGGCAACAGCAAAUGAAUGUGAACAUGGAAACAAUCUUUUUUCAAAAAAUUCGUUAACAAAACAUCUCAGAAUCCAAGAAAAAGGGACCCUGUCUGUAACUUGCACACGAUUAAGGCUCAGUUGUGUUUGCUGGUGAAGAACAUCUAAGGUGGAUGAAAGUUGUUCAAGCAAGGAAGUUCUAACUCCCCAUUUCUCAGAACAUCUGGCGGAACAGAUAUAUUUCUGCUCUUAAUUUGGAGUAGUGUUAAGUUUUUCCUCCUAGUGAAGAAAUUGUUGAACACUUGCUGAAACCCAGCACCAAUUCCGUAGCAUUGCAGAAAUAUUGAAAGUUCUGGGUCUGAAGUUAGGUUCCUGAAUCUGCUAGAAUGGAAGAGUUCUGGGUGGUCUACCUGUGCAUGAUUUUGUUUGUCUUAGUCCUUAUUUUGAUGAAUCGGAAGCCAGAUGAUGAGAAGCCCUCAACUUCCUAUAGUCAGUUUGCCAGCAGUGCCGGAAAACCCCUGGAAUAUACGGAAGAAGAACUGGAGGCCUCCAUGCAGAAGCUAACUGGGCUUUUAUUUGGAAAAAAGGAACCUCACUCUGAUCACAGUGUCCACCAGAGAGAAUCUUCAGGAAAAGAGCAUCAGGAGAAAGCUCACCAUACUGCUCAGCAGAACAUCUUGGAUGAGAUUGGUGAGUCCUUGUUGGCAUCCCAAAUUUCAUGGGUCAUCGAAGAAUCAUUGAGUGUAUUUGUAUGUCUUGGCGCCCUCCUAUUUGUGGACUAUAAUACCAUUCUCCUCAGCCACUUCUGGCUAGGAAGGUGGGACUCAAAAUCCAAUACAACGCGAGAAGUCACUGGAAUUGGGGGAAAGAGUGAUGUUUGUGCUAUUUUCCCCAGUUUUCCAGAUGUGUGGGAGUUCAACUGCAUAACCAAUGUUGGAUUAUGUUAUGGGGAAGCCAUCGCAUCUGGAAACUGCAUCUGGUUGAGAAAACAAAAUGUAUUUAGCAUAUUUACCGGAGUAUCACACACUUUUUCUCUCCCUCAGAGGGUGAAAAUUUGGGUGCAUCUUAUACACCAAAUGUAGUCAAAAACGCAAGACACAGAGAAGGCGAUGGUCUGUGUCAAUCCCUGCAGCCUGGAACAGCUGAUUGGGGGUAUUCCAGGAGGCUGAUCCAUCCGCCAAUCAG